Messenger RNA from Onychostruthus taczanowskii (white-rumped snowfinch), 1115 nucleotides. It is a transcript of the gene CUNH1orf159, whose product is annotated as chromosome unknown C1orf159 homolog. The record is from RefSeq and is a predicted model, not a curated record. Bases 309 to 893 code for a protein of 194 amino acids. Lineage: Eukaryota; Metazoa; Chordata; Aves; Passeriformes; Passeridae. The transcript is spliced from 11 exons.
CGCCGGUGGAGGGCGGGGGGUACGAACGGGAACCUCGGCGGUGGCGGGGGGAUGCUCAGGGGAGCCCUCAGCAGGUUCCUGGUGAAAUGAGCAGCAAAGCACGAGCCUCAGGUGUUUGCUGGCAGCUGGGCAAGGUGCACAGGGCUCCUGGGAGCCUGCAGGCAUGGAAAUCCCAGCAGGACUGAGCUGAUCGAGCUGUGCCCUUCAGGAGGACCCAGCACUUCCAAGGGGCUUUUUCCACCCAAAUUUUCCCUUGAUUAUGAGCUGUUCCUCAAGAGUAUUCUUCUAGAUCCGUGUUUUUCCUGGGAAUGGAGGUGCCCUUUGUGCUUCUUCUGACCAGGCUCGUGGCAGAAGUUGCUGGAAAAUCCACAGAAAACUCGGUGCCAGACCCGGAAUGUUGUGUGGAAAUGUUGGAUUCCAACAGCUCCUGCCCUGUCAGCCACCAGUGCAGCCCAGGAUGCUACAGGAGGUGGAAUGAGGAUGGGAGCAGCAGCUGCAUCAAAUGCAGGAAUGAGACCCUGCCCAGCCCCUCUGGGCACAACCUCAGCGAGUGCAGGAAUUCUGGGAGCAGAGGGCUGAGCUCCCACCUGAACGUGAGCACUCCUUUCAUCCAGAACUUUGGGGGCCCCGAAGUCGCCGCCUCGCUGAUUUUGGGGACGUUUUUCCUCAGUUUGUUCCUGAUCCUCUCUGUGGCUUCUUUUUUCUACCUCAAACGAGCCAACAAACUCCCAAAGAUUUUCUACAGGAGGAACAAAGCAUCUGUUCUCCAGCCCAGUGAAACAGCAUCCAUGAUCUCUCCUCCAGCUUCUUCAGUGCGGAAGCCGCGCUACGUCCGCCGCGAGCGCUCCCUGGGCCCGCCCGGCCCCGCCGACAGCCGGGUCAGCAACGUGUGACCCCAGCCCCGGAGCGCCCCUGCCCCUCUUCCCGAGCCCGGGAAAUCCCCGGGAGCUGCUGAUCCCGCAGGAAUCCCAAAGGGUUUGUGCCAAAUCUCAGCCCCGGCGGGAUCGGGGGCUUUGGAGGGUCCUGGUGCUGCUCCGGGGGUUCCUGCCGGAGGAUGGGGGAAUUCCUCAGGGAUUCGGGGGGAUUUGUGGUGUUGGGGGAGAAUUCCUGAGGGA